AACAAGCUGAGCCUAUAAUGCCGCUCAAAGAUCCGACGUCAGAUAUGGCUAUAAUCUCAAGAAAAGGUUCUGCUCUGCUCAAGGAGAUUCAUGAAAAACAGAGUACGAAUAAAUCGCGCCAUCGCUUUUGGGAGCUUGCUGGCUCAAAACUUGGAGAUAUUGUUGGUGUUGAGAAAUCAUAAGCCGAUGUAAUGUGUUUUGCAAGUUUGAAUGACGGUGUCCUCUCUCUCUCUCUCUCUCUCUCUCUCUCUCUCUCUCUAUGUUUUUUUUCCUUUAUAAAAGUUGUUGUAGUAAUGCCCAUGGAAACUGACUUAGGUGAAAAAGUGGGGUAUGCCGUUCGUGUUGAGGAUGUGACUGGGCCAAACACGGUAAUUAAGGUGAGACUGUUUUCGAUUGUCAAGAGCAAAUUCUUUAGGAUACUAUUUUUUUAAUGCUGACUUUUCUGAAGUAGUGUUGUUGCUUUUAAUCUGGGACAUAUCUCAAAUUUUGUUGGCUCCCUGAUAAAUUAUAAUCUAUGCCUUUUUGUUUUGGUUUUGUGCUCCGUCAUGUAUAAUUGUUUUUUUUGGUGGUCACUAACGUGUUGCAGUACAUGACAGAUGGAGUGCUUUUCCGUGAAACACUGAAAGAUUCCGACCUUGAAUAGUACCAGUAUGACAAUGUCUUCUCUACUCUGAUCUAUUACUUCUUGUUAAACUGGGUUGGAGUGGACUUGUAUAUGCAUGGAGAAUAACCUACGCAGACUCAGGUUCUUCAAGCAGAGCCUUACAUUUUGUUGUUUUUACUUGUUUCAGGGUUGUCGUGAUGGAUGAAGCACAUGAGAGAUCACUGAACACUGAUGUUCUCCUUGGGAUAUUGAAAAAGUUAGGUUGCCUAGAUGAGGUUUUGACAAUUGUCUCGAUGCUCUCGGUGCCGUCUGUAUUUUUCCAGCCAAAAGAUAGAGUGGAGGAGAGCGAUGCUGCAAGGGAGAAAUUUUUCGUUCCGAUAUCUGGCCACUUAACACUGCAUAAUGUCUAUCAGCAGUGGAAAAGUAAACAGUACAGAGGGGAUUGGUGUAAUGAUCACUUUUUGCUUGUCAAGGGCUUGCGGAAGGCUCGAGAAGUGAGAUCUCAAUUGCUGGAUAUUCUCAAGAUGUUGCGAAUCCCAUUAACUUCAAGUUGGCCCGACACAGAUGUCGUUAGGAAGGCCAUCUGUCUCUGCUGGAGCAUAAGAAGAAGCAGGAGGAAGAGAAGACAGCCAUGGAGGAAGAAAUGGAGAACCUGAGGAGAUCGCAGGCAGAUGCGGAGAUAGAGAUUGAGGUGAAAGAGAGGGAGAAGAGGGCGAAGCAACAGCAGCGAGUCUCAUUGCCUGGGUUGAGGCAGGGUACUUCUACUUACCUCAGACCAAAGAAAUUUGGUCUAUAACUGUACAUAGCGUUGUAUCAAUAGUAUAUAGUGUAACAUGUAAUUGUUAGCGGAAAAGCCAAUAAUUUGGU
This is a messenger RNA of Syzygium oleosum, 1471 nucleotides long. Its product is annotated as pre-mRNA-splicing factor ATP-dependent RNA helicase DEAH7-like. The coding region runs from base 802 to 1260 and encodes 152 amino acids. The record is from RefSeq and is a predicted model, not a curated record. Gene Ontology annotation, biological process: mRNA splicing, via spliceosome. Lineage: Eukaryota; Viridiplantae; Streptophyta; Magnoliopsida; Myrtales; Myrtaceae. Gene Ontology annotation, molecular function: RNA binding. The transcript has 2 exons. Gene Ontology annotation, cellular component: intracellular anatomical structure; spliceosomal complex.